UCUUCUGUAAUUCGGUCUGUUUAAGUCAAGGUCUGGUCUGGUCUGACAGCUGCUCACCUGGGUCCCUAACCCUCGUUGCCAGGGAUACCUCUCCAUGGAGACAUAGUCCCAAGGGCAGAGGAGGGUUUUGGAGAGCACAGACCCUCACCUUGAUGGAGCAGCUAGUCAGAGGAGAGGAUGACGAGGUGGUGGUAGCAGGGAGAUAAGAGUGAGGGUCACAUUUGGAUGAACCAGUGGACUGGAAACCAACACACCAAGGACUUGGAUGAAGAGAAAGCUCACUCUUCACACAGUCAAGGUCUGGUCUGGUCUGACAGCUGCUCACCUGGGUCCCUAACCCUCGUUGCCAGGGAUACCUCUCCAUGGAGACAUAGUCCCAAGGGCAGAGGAGGGUUUUGGAGAGCACAGACCCUCACCUUGAUGGAGCAGCUAGUCAGAGGAGAGGAUGACGAGGUGGUGGUAGCAGGGAGAUAAGAGUGAGGGUCACAUUUGGAUGAACCAGUGGACUGGAAACCAACACACCAAGGACUUGGAUGAAGAGAAAGCUCACUCUUCACACAGGAUGGGCUAUGAUCUUGAGAGGUUUGUGGGUUAUGUGAAUGAGGGCCUGCUGUGCUGUGUGUGUCGGGAUGUGCUGGAGCGCCCCCUCCAGGCGCCUUGUGAGCAUGCUUAUUGCAGCGCAUGCAUCAGCAACUGGCUGGUCCAUCACCACUCCUGUCCAGAGGACAGACUCCCGCUGGAUGUGUGUAAUCUCAAACCCUUGUACAGGUACAUGCGUAAUGACCUGAACCGCCUUCAGAUCCGGUGUGUGAAUGCAGCUCGGGGAUGUGAUGUGGUCUGUUCCCUGGAGAGCCUGCACACACACGAGGAAGAGUGUGAGUUUGCCUUCAUGUCCUGCUCUAACAUAGGUUGUCCUGUACAGGUGGAGAGGCGGGGUUUGGAGGCCCACAUGUCAGAAUGUAACUUCCGCAGCAGAGCGUGCCCCAAUGGCUGCGGCCACACUCUCCUCUCUGCUGAUCAGUCUCAACAUAACUGUGUGGCAGAGCUACGCACUGAAGUGGAGAUUCUCAGGGCUGAGAUGCUGUGCAAGUUGGAGGAGGUGAGACGAGAGAUGGAGUCGCGGUUGGACUCACAGAGGAGACACAUGGUGCAGAAAGAGUCGCAGCUGAAGAGCGAGGUGGAGGAGCUCAAGGGCCAGCUGUCACGUGUGAUGUGUGACAUGCGAGCUCUGUUGGGAGCAGAGCGUCUGAGGAGACAGGAGUUGGCGGAAGCAGAGCUGGAAAAGAGAGAACUGUUGGAGCUCCUCAGAGACCUGCAGCCGCACAAGAGUCAGCAUCCUGUUGACCAAACAGCCAGAGACAAGCAUCAAGGAGCAUCGACAUCCGAGCGGGAGCAACACACCAAGCCAACAAGACCCCAACAGAGGGAGGCGUCCUUACAUACUUUGAGUCUGUCUCUACAUUCAGCUCAGGCAAUAAAUGAAUCAGGUCCACCUGCAUCACCGCAGCUGGGCGAGGGGGGACGCAAAGGUGGUACCCGGAGUUUGACACUGGACUGCAUCAAGAGGAAGAGCCGGGAGGUGACAGUCAUCUGAGCAAAGUGGACUGUUUGGAUAUUAGCCAGUUUAGAAAAUAACAGAUAUUUGUUUAAAUCUACCUUUAAUGGCAUUUUACAAUUUUCUAGCAUUUGGUUUUAUCAGUGAAUAUUCAUUUGAAAAAAUGUGAUAUGCUGUGACAUGGUCAUUCUAUGUACACUUUCACUUAAUCUGUGGAUCCUCAGAUUUUUUUUGUAGAAAUGUUCUCAAUGUUCUCAAAUAAUGUUUGAAAACAUACCACAGUAUGACCUCCCUUGGAUUUUGUAUUCCUCAGGUUACAUUAUAAAACAGUUACUUCCUUCAUCUCAGGACUAGAUUAUUUACAUUAUGCAUUUCUUGUCCAUCCAAUGUUGUAUUUUUGCAUUAAAAAAAAGUGUUGUCUCCUCCAACAA
This is a messenger RNA of Solea senegalensis (Senegalese sole), 1986 nucleotides long. RefSeq names its product ring finger protein 41, like (gene rnf41l). Gene Ontology annotation, molecular function: zinc ion binding. NCBI's taxonomy places the organism in Eukaryota, Metazoa, Chordata, Actinopteri, Pleuronectiformes, Soleidae. The transcript has 7 exons. The record is from RefSeq and is a predicted model, not a curated record. The coding region runs from base 494 to 1594 and encodes 366 amino acids.